Messenger RNA from Nilaparvata lugens (brown planthopper), 3089 nucleotides. Its product is annotated as neuropeptide CCHamide-1 receptor. NCBI's taxonomy places the organism in Eukaryota, Metazoa, Arthropoda, Insecta, Hemiptera, Delphacidae. The record is from RefSeq and is a predicted model, not a curated record. Gene Ontology annotation, biological process: G protein-coupled receptor signaling pathway. Gene Ontology annotation, cellular component: membrane. Bases 933 to 2105 code for a protein of 390 amino acids. The transcript is spliced from 3 exons. Gene Ontology annotation, molecular function: G protein-coupled peptide receptor activity.
GUGGUGUUCGGGGGGGCUCGGGGCACCAGCCGAACUGCCUCCCAGAGCUGCCUCUCAGUCAACUGCGCGUCUCUCACUGUAUCGGCCACACUCCCACCAACGUCGCCUCUUUCUGAAACGCGCGAUUUCGCGACUCAACAUCACAAAAAAGCCAUCAUGGUUCACGAACCUUUCUCACCAUUAUUUUCAUGUAUCUUCAUCAGCCGCAGCAAUCUAUUACAAUGUGAAGAUGUUCGUUACUAUAAAACCACAAACUAGACAGUUUCUACUCGGACAUAAAUUGAAAAUCAGUCUUUAAACAGCUGGUUGAAGAGUUAAAAUUUGUUGUGAUUGCAUUCUCACAAGGAAUACUAUUGUAUUUAAGUCUUUUCAUUGUAUCUGCGAGAGAAGUAACUGAUCUCUUGUACAUAAUUAGGUGUGAACAAUGAAACUUUGAAAAAUGAAAUUCGCACAGUAAUCGAUUAAAAUAAAUGUGAUACAACUCAAAAGUUCUGAAGGGAUAUUUGUACUGCUUCAAUGGUGAUUCUUCGAACUCGAACCAAAGAAGUAACUCAAUCCUGGGAAAUUUAAAAAAAUGAACUAUUGGAAUUCUUCCAUUUUUGAGAUUUCCAACUUUUCUGCUUGUGGAGUAUGGAGUAAGCGUCUCGCAGCAUUGUUGAUGUAACAAGUCGAUAAUACUCGACUUGCUGUUAUCAAACAACUUGAAGUUAUUCUACACAAAACUCACUGAAACUCUUGACGUGUUUGUUAAGAAGAUGAGAUCUCAAGUCUCUGAUCAAAUCCAUAAUGAAAUAACAAUGUACAGGUUAUCAAACAACAAAGAAUAGAAAUGAACCGGCAACAACUCAAGAUUGCUGUGACGAAAUGCAUACAAAGUUUGUUCUUGAUGAGUUUGUUUCGUACGUGAAGUUAUAUAAGCUUUGAAGAGAAAUAUGGAGACUCAACAAAAUGAAACUGAUUCUAUGGAAUUGAACGCUACAAGUGAGACAGUGAUCCCUUUAGAAGAUCGCCCUGAGACUUAUGUUGUACCGGUAAUAUUCGCUCUGAUAUUUUUAGUCGGUGUUGUUGGGAAUGGAACUCUGGUUUUUAUAUUUGCACGUCAUCGAAAUAUGCGUAACGUACCAAAUACCUAUAUACUAUCCUUAGCAUUGGGUGACCUUCUGGUCAUUCUCAGUUGUGUACCCUUCACAUCAACUGUAUACACCUUCGAAUCUUGGCCCUAUGGAGAGCUCAUCUGCAAACUUUCAGAGACGUCAAAAGACAUAUCAAUAGGAGUAUCAGUAUUCACUCUCACAGCGCUCAGUGCUGACCGAUUCUUCGCAAUAGUUGAUCCCAUGGGCAAUUUUUCAAUUGGUGGAAGAGGAGCUACUCGUUGCACUAUUAUGAUAGCAUGUGGAAUAUGGCUGCUAGCUGCAUUAUGCGCCGUGCCUGCUGCAAUAACAUCCUACAUACGAGAUUUUACUGACAACAAUAAAGUAUUGUUUCAUGUAUGUUACCCAUAUCCUGUGGAAUGGGGCCCCAUGUAUCCGAAAACUGUAGUGCUUAUCAAGUUCCUCUUCUACUACGCCAUACCGCUUGUGAUUAUCGCAUUCUUCUACUCGCUUAUGGCGAGGCAUCUGAUUUUGAGCACAAGGAAUAUACCAGGCGAAAUGCAAUGUCAAGUGAGACAAGUGCGAGCGAGAAAGAAAGUUGCUAAAACAGUACUCACUUUUGUGGUUGUAUUUGCAGUCUGUUUCUUUCCACAUCACAUGUUCAUGCUCUGGUUCUACUACUAUCCGGAUGCUCAAAGUAGUUACAACAGCUUCUGGAACUACUUGAGGAUUGUUGGGUUUUGUCUAAGUUUCAUCAACUCGUGCAUAAACCCGAUAGCGUUGUACUGCGUGUCGGGAACGUUUAGGAAGCAUUUCGAUCGCUACUUGUUCUGCUGUUGGCGAAGGCCGGGCUCGAGGCGCAGUCGGUCGCAGCGCAGGACGGUGACCCGGCGAGGGUGGGACUCGACCACGACUGCCCCCGGCCACCAGAGCACUAUGCGAAGGCAUGCCGACCCCACUGAGAUCACCCUCACCACAUUCAUGAACGGCGCUGAUAAAAAUGCCAUCAUAUGACAGCAAAGUACCGAGCUUGAGCUGUGAGACUGUCAGUGCAGAAGGUUCUCCUAAAUGAAUUUAGGACCUUUCCACCAACUUUUCAAGUGGCAUUGGUUUAUUAGACCUAUACACUUGUUGAUUUAUUAUGCAAACGCGAUGACUCAUGUUGUUUACAAGUGAUUAUGGUAUGUUUUGACUUUUGACGUGACAAAAUAAUGAAGACUUGUGAAAGACCUAUAUGAAACCUUGUGAAGAAAGUGAUCUCUUGAAAAUCUCAUUUCAAUAGAAUAUUAUCAAGUUUUUUUGUAAAUAUCAAAUCACCAAAGUAUGUAUAUAUUGUUAAUGUAUCCAUUCUCAUCAUCAUUUUCCAGGAUAAUGUUGUGAAUUAGCUGCAACUAGUCAAUAGUUUAUUGAUACAUAUGCAUUACAAUUUACCAAUUAUAUUGAAUUGAAUGAACAGUAUUGUAUUAUGCACAAUUGUAUUAUGCAUAAGUAUUAUGCACAGUACAAGUUCACUAUCUUGAUACUCUUCACUUGAUGAUUUGGUGAGAAUCAUAGAAUAUUUAAAAUCAUGUUUAUUUGUCCUUUCUGAUAGAUCAUGAAUGUUGUGAUUGUCAUUGGAAGAUCAGAAAUAUUUUGAUCUUUUUUUUAAUUCCUGUAAAUACUUUAAUGCUCAUACUGAAAUUAUUGAUAUUAUAUUUCAUCAUCGUGUAAAUUGUAUGUAAAUUAUUGUAAGAUAAAAUUGAAUAUUCACGCACCAGAUAUCAAAAUUAGCAUAUUUGAAAAAUUAUUAUAAUUAAAAUGAUUAACUACUGAUUACAAACAAGCUUUGAUGCUUGAACUGGGUUUGAAAAGAAUAAAUUUGGAAUAGAGUUUAACCAGUGUGAGAAAAUUCAUAUUAAAUAUCUUUGUGAAUAUAGAAUGGAUUGAUAUCAUAUAUAAAAAUGAAAUUUGAUUCAUGUGAUUGGAAUAAAAUUUAAUUGGAAGUGUAUGAACAUUCAA